CCAGUCAGCAUGUUACGCAAAGUGUAAUUAAGUGCCUGGUCUGGGAGGGGGCUGGUUUACCAAGAGGCUCUGUUCGCCGGUCGGUAUCUUCCCCGCGCCACGUGAGGGGAACCAAAGGGCCUUGACAUCACUGGACCACCGUGACGUAAUUGACAACAACUAGUCUGUCAGCAAUAUGCCGCGAAAGCAAGAUAUAGAGGAUGAGGAGGAGAAAGUGAAGGAGACAGAUAAAGUGGUGAAGAAGGGCAAAAAAGACAAGAAAGGAAAGAAAUCGUUUUUCGAGGAACUCUCUGCCGAUAGCAAGCAGGCGCAGGAGGAGGAGGCCGCCAAGGAGCGAGAGAAGGAGCAGCAACAGCAGCAGCAAAAGAAGAAGGAGAAAGAGAAAAAGAAAAAGGAUCGUCGGAAGCACAGAGGCGGGGACGAUGACGACGAUGAAGACAAGGAGAUCUCGGAGAAACUGAAGAAGCUGUCCGUGCAAGCGAGCGACGAUGAGGACGAGGAGGAGUUAGUGUCUCAGCCAGCCCGCAGAGGUGGUAAAAAUCAGGCAAGAAAUAUCUUUGCUGCCCUUGGCGAUGACCAGAGUGAGGAGGAAGAGGAGGAGGAGGAUGAGGAGGAAGAGCAGAAAUCAAAGAAACAGAAAGGGAAGAAAUUGAAGGAGGAACCGGACACGAAGCAAAACAAAAAAGGGAAGAAAAAUGAGAAAGUCAAGGAAAAACUCCCUAGUGAAGAAGAGACCCCAAAGGAAAAAAACAAAAGCAAACCUCCCGGUGAUAAUAAAGCCACUGAAGAAGAGGCUCCAAAAGAGAAGAACAAGAGCAAAAAACCUGUGCCUAAGGCCGCUUCAGCUGACUCCGAGGAAGAAGAAGAGGAGAAGAAAAAACCUCAAAAGGGGAAAAAGAAGGGCAAACCUGCGCAGAACCGCUUUGUUGCCCUGGAUGUGGCUGAAGAUUCUGCCAGUGGUGGAUCUGGAGAGGAGGGGUCCGGCGAUGAAGAGAACGCGGGAAACGAUAAAGCGGAGGAGGCCGAGGAUCCGUUUGCCAAUCUGAGCAAAAAAGAGAAGAAGAAAAUGAAGAAGCAGAUGGAUUACGAGAAGCAGGUGGCCUCGAUGAAGAAAGCCACGGCCGCAGAGAACGACUUCUCGGUGUCGCAAGCAGAGCUGUCCUCCCGUCAGGCCAUGCUGGAGAACGCUUCGGAUAUCAAGCUUGAAAAGUUCAGCAUUUCUGCCCACGGGAAGGAGCUGUUUGUUAACGCCGAUCUGUAUGUCGUGGCCGGGCGCCGCUACGGUUUGGUUGGUCCUAACGGUAAAGGGAAGACCACCCUCCUAAAACACAUCGCUAACAAGGCUCUAAAUAUCCCCCCAAACAUCGAUGUCCUGCUGUGUGAACAAGAGGUGGUUGCUGAUGACACCCCGGCUGUCCAGGCUGUCCUCAAGGCCGACACCAAGCGUUUGAAGCUUCUGGAGCAAGAGAAGAAACUGCAGGCCCGGCUGGAGAAAGGAGACGACAGCGCAGCGGAAAGGCUGGAGAAGGUGUAUGAAGAACUGCGAGCCACCGGAGCUGCCUCGGCAGAAGCAAAGGCUCGUAGGAUCUUGGCCGGUCUUGGUUUCAACCCAGAGAUGCAAGACAGAGAGACGCGGCGGUUCAGCGGAGGCUGGAGGAUGAGAGUCUCUCUGGCAAGGGCUCUGUUCAUGGAGCCAACUCUUCUAAUGUUGGAUGAACCGACCAACCACUUGGACCUCAACGCUGUCAUCUGGCUCAACAAUUACCUCCAGGGCUGGAAGAAGACGCUCCUCAUAGUAUCCCACGACCAGGGCUUUCUAGACGAAGUCUGUACGGACAUCAUGCACCUCGAUAUACAGAAGCUGUUUUAUUACAGAGGCAAUUACAUGACGUUUAAGAAGAUGUACCAGCAGAAACAGAAGGAACUGCAGAAGCAGUACGACAAGCAGGAGAAGAAGCUCAAGGAAUUGAAAGCUGGUGGGAAGUCGGCCAAGCAAGCGGAGAAGCAGACUAAAGAAGCUUUAACCCGAAAACAGCAGAAGUGUCGGAAGAAGAACGCGGAUGAGGAGUCCAACGAGCAGGCCGAGUUAUUACGGAGGCCGAAGGAAUACACCGUGAAGUUCACCUUCCCCAACCCUCCUCCUCUCAGCCCCCCUAUUCUUGGCUUACACGGGGUUGACUUUGGUUACUCGGGGCAGAAGUUACUGUUCAAGAACUUGGACUUUGGCAUAGACAUGGACUCCAGAGUCUGUAUCGUUGGCCCUAACGGAGUUGGGAAAAGUACUCUGCUGCUGCUGCUGACGGGGAGAUUAACGCCAACGAAAGGUGAAAUGCGUAAGAACCACAGACUGAAAAUAGGCUUCUUUAACCAGCAGUACGCAGAUCAGCUGAACAUGGAGGAAACGGCGACGGAAUAUUUACAGCGCAACUUCAACCUGCCCUAUCAGGAUGCCCGCAAGUGUCUGGGAAGGUUCGGUCUGGAGAGCCAUGCCCACACCAUCCAGAUCUGCAAACUGUCAGGAGGGCAGAAAGCCAGGGUGGUGUUUGCCGAGUUGUGCUGUCGGGAACCAGAUGUCCUAAUUCUGGAUGAACCUACGAAUAACCUGGACAUUGAGUCCAUUGAUGCUCUGGCAGAGGCUGUGAAUGAAUAUAAAGGAGCGGUGAUCACGGUCAGCCAUGACGCCCGGCUCAUCACGGAGACAAACUGCCAGCUGUGGGUCGUGGAAGACCAGAGCGUGAAUCAGAUCGAGGGCGACUUUGACGAUUAUAAGAGGGAGGUCUUGGAGAGCCUCGGCGAGGUCAUCGUCGGAAAGCCCCGGGAAUGAGGGGUUCGGUGACUGAGGGCGAGAGAGUGGAGCGGUUGCCACGACUAACAGAGGGCAGUUUCACCCCCGGACGGGAGUCCCGCAGGGUGGACCCUGGGGAUGGAAUUACCCUUAUUUUUAUUCCCAUUUUGCUGCCUUGUUCAUGCAAAUGAUACAAAUAAAUAUUUAUAUAUUGGCUUUGA
Spea bombifrons (plains spadefoot toad) is the source of this 3006-nucleotide messenger RNA. It is a transcript of the gene ABCF1, whose product is annotated as ATP binding cassette subfamily F member 1. The record is from RefSeq and is a predicted model, not a curated record. Bases 176 to 2824 code for a protein of 882 amino acids. The transcript is spliced from 28 exons. NCBI's taxonomy places the organism in Eukaryota, Metazoa, Chordata, Amphibia, Anura, Pelobatidae. Gene Ontology annotation, molecular function: ATP hydrolysis activity; ATP binding.